AUGGGCUCCCGCGUUUCCCCAGCUUCGCCGGUGACCGAUUCCUCAGCCUCCCGACCCCGCACCGCGGCCGGGUCUUCCCGCCUGGGGCUCACAGCCAGCGGGGCCGGGUGGGGAGUGGGGCGGCCACGGCUCCCGACCCCCAAGAACCCCACGGGACCCGGCUUCGCGAGCCUCCGCUUGGCGCCGCGAAUCCGGAGACAGCGUCUACAAGGGCCUGACGGCCAAAAACUCGAAUGCGAGGGAGGACUGAGCCUGGGGGUUGGCAGUGGAGGAGGGAGGUCGUGCUUGGCUUUAUUCCCCCCGGGGGAUGGGCUCGGCGGCGGAGAUGGGGGGAGGGGAGGGGGCACUGGCACGGCCCCCAGCCCGGCUGUUCGCCCGAGCCGGGUCCGGGGAGCUGGCGGCCAGCGGAGGAGACCCCGCGGCCCCCACUUCCCACGGCUCCGGGGACCCCGGGACCCCCGGUACCUGCAGCCCCUCGGAUCCCGUGCCUCCUCCUUCCCGCAGUGCCCCGAAUCCCGCAGCACCCCCAUCCUGCAUCCACCCUACUUCCCGCGGCCCCCCAUCCCGUGCCCCCCCGCUUCCCGCGGCAGUUCCCGCUCCCCACGAAUCCGUAGGCCCCCCGUCCCUGAAUCCCCCCUACCCCGGCUGCCCGCGGCCCCCUCUUCCCGAGCACCCCACUUCCUGCAGUCUCCCAAAUCCCGCGGCCCUGGAUCCCGUGUCCCGCCCCUGCCCCGCUUCCCGCGACCCCUGGCUUCUUGCAGCCCCCAAACUCCCGCAGCCCCCGGGUCCCGCAACCCCCGACCCUGCAGCCCCCCGCUUCCCGCGCCCCUCGGUUUCCUGCAGCCCCCCCCCGGAUCCCGUGCCCCCCGCUUCCCACGCUCCCCGGUUUCCUGCGGCCCCCCCCCGGAUCCGCAGCAUCGCAGUGGGAAGGGGGCCUGCCUGGUCUCCCCCGUGGGCGCAGCCUGGCCGGAUGCGCAGCCAUCGGAGUUCAGCACCUCUGCCUCCACUAAGGCGCCCCCAGACAAGGAGCUCAAUGUCUUCCAGCCGGUGAGAAAGGAGCGAAAGGGAGCCCAGGCCUAG
This is a messenger RNA of Zalophus californianus (California sea lion), 1080 nucleotides long. RefSeq names its product basic proline-rich protein-like. The coding region runs from base 1 to 1080 and encodes 359 amino acids. The record is from RefSeq and is a predicted model, not a curated record. The transcript has 4 exons. NCBI's taxonomy places the organism in Eukaryota, Metazoa, Chordata, Mammalia, Carnivora, Otariidae.